Messenger RNA from Drosophila guanche, 1191 nucleotides. Its product is annotated as 1,5-anhydro-D-fructose reductase. Gene Ontology annotation, molecular function: aldose reductase (NADPH) activity. The transcript has 4 exons. Gene Ontology annotation, cellular component: cytosol. The record is from RefSeq and is a predicted model, not a curated record. Lineage: Eukaryota; Metazoa; Arthropoda; Insecta; Diptera; Drosophilidae. The coding region runs from base 130 to 1095 and encodes 321 amino acids.
CAUUUGUUGCCAAAUUUUCAAUCCUCUAUGUUUGAUUCUUUCGAUAAAUGAUAAAAUAAAACUCCAAAUCAUUUCCACUAUAAUUACAAUUAAUAACCGACACGAGAACAGAGAUUCACAGGGACCGACAUGUCGACGCCAAGUUUCCUUUUGAGCAGCGGCACAAGUAUGCCUAUGGUCGGGCUGGGCACAUGGCGUAGCCCGCCUGAAGUCGUUACACAGGCCGUGCAGGAUGCCAUUGACAUUGGAUACCGCCACUUCGACUGUGCCCACAUCUACGGAAACGAGGCACAUGUCGGAGUUGCUAUUCGAGAUAAGAUCCAGGAAGGCGUUGUAACACGAGACGAACUCUUCAUCACUAGCAAGUUAUGGAACACCUUCCACAAGCCGGAACUGGUGCGUGCGGCCUGCGAGACGAGCCUUCGUGAUCUGGGACUCGACUAUCUGGACUUAUAUCUAAUGCACUGGCCCAUGGCCUACAAGUCGGGCAACAAUCUCUACCCCACAUGCCCCGACACCGGCAGGGCAGCCUUCGAGGACAUCGACUACAUAGACACGUGGAAGGCCAUGGAGGAACUCGUGGACAGCGGCCUCGUCCAUGCCAUUGGGGUAUCCAACUUCAACGAGAAGCAAAUUAAUCGUCUGCUGUGCCAGGCCAAGCUGAAGCCCGUGAUGCUCCAGAUCGAGUGUCAUCCGUACCUGCGCCAAAAGUCGUUGAUAACACUCUGCUACGACAAUGCCAUUGGUGUGACCGCCUACAGCUCCCUGGGAUCGGGACACACCCCCUACGAGAAGCCCGGCAGCUACCCGCUGCUGCAGCACCCGAUCGUCGUGAGCGUUGCUGAAAAGUACGGACGGACUCCAGCUCAGGUGCUGCUGCGCUAUCAAACGCAGUCCGGCAUCAUCGUGAUACCGCGAUCGGUCAACAAGCAGCAUAUGCAUGACAACUUCAAGAGGAUCUGGGACUUUGAGCUGGCCAUCGACGACGUCAAGGCCAUAGAUGGUCUGGACUGCAAUGGUCGCUUUAUGACUAUGAAAGCCGCUUAUGGCCAUCCUCAUCACCCUUUUGAGCUAGGGCAGAACUCUCAGGAAUAGGACAUCAACUAGGAGUAAGGGCAGGAGAACUGCAGGCAGAAGUCGAUCCUAAAAAUAAUAUCAAAGGUGCUCAAGCACCUAUUUUAAAUAGGCAAA